AUGUACCUUCAGCCGCGCGGCGCAAGCGCCGUCGCCGGUGCUCGCUUCCUGGCGAGAUUCCGCAGGGAAUUCGCCUUCCGCAUAGUCAGAGUGCCUAAAUCAGAUGCUCAGGCCAACAAAUACAGGGCUAUCCACGAGGCCCUCCUGCCCCCUCAGGAGCUACAGAAGGCAACCAGGGAGCAAUUGAUGACUGUAUAUGGCGUAUUGGGAGUGGAAGACUCGCGCGAAAGGCUCGAUCAGGAUUAUGUGCAGCGGCUGCUCGAAAGGACGGUAGCACUUGGCAGGGCGUUGCUACCGGCGGACUAUGCUAAGAUCUUCAUGACGCUAAGAUGGGUACCAACUGCGGCAUCAGGGUUUACAAGCGAGUUGAACGAGGGUGUUCGGAGGUUGGGAGCCAACUUCAGCACCAGGGAAAUUGCCCUUAUACUCAGGGCAUAUGCCUCCCUCGCCUCACGUUCACUGAUAACAAUCACGGAGCUCGUCAAAACCUUCAACAGGCACAUCGGGGAAGCGGAUGUGUGGCAUGUCAGGGAAGUUGCGUCGGCGCUGGCCACAUUAAGGGUUCCAGUCACUGGCCCGGUGGAAAUAUUCUACAAGAGAGCGGUGGCCCUGGUGCCGAAGCACAUAGCGGGUAUGCCCGCCGACGAUAUUGGAAUUUUUCUGAAUUCGUUCGCACGCCAGCGUGUCAGUCAAGAUGAGCUGCUGCACUUUGCAGACGCACAUGCAGACAGGCUUAUAUCAGAGGCAUCACACAGGAAUGUAGCGCUAAUUGCAAACUCAUUUGCUAGAGUGGAGCGGCAUUCACGCCGGUUGCUGCAGGCGGUAGAGGGGAGGCUGCACCGAGAAUUGGAAAAAUACUGGGCAGACAAACGCUCGACGGAGACCUCUAUGGAAGUGCUUCAGCCUUAUGUUGGUCCAAGUUUGGGUCGUUCUACAUCACCAGCUCUCGACCCCGUCUACGAAUACGACACAGAUGAUGUAUCAGUCAGAGAUCUAGAACACCAACUACCAACGACUCCGCAGGCAGCCGCUACUACUGUCAGCGAGGCUCCUCUAAAGUUAAUCGAUGUGGCGAUGAUCUUUAACGCUUUUAUUAAACUCGAGGAGGAUUGCACCAAGCUACUGAACGCCUUCAUACCCUGGCUGAACAACCAUAUAGACUCCGAGUCGCCCACUCUAUCACUGGUUCUUCUAUGUCAUGCGUAUUCGCGUGCCGGGAUCAACAACCGCGAGCUGUUUAUGAGGAUGGCACAGGUGAUACUGCAACGGGUCAACACGUUGAAUUGCCAGCAGCUCGGACUAGUGGCAGUAUCGUACGCGAAGGCCGGGCAACACGUCCCACUGCUAUUCCUCAGAUUGGCCGACGAAGUUAUCUAUAGGGGGACUGUUGCACUCAAGUUUAAGCGCUACAACUUCGAUUUCCAGUCGCUCGAACACCUGAUGCAGGCAUUCAGCCGAGUUGGAUUCAAAGACCAGCGACUGUACGUCGUUCUGACGACGCUGCUAAAGCGGCAGCUGCGUGCGGCAGGGUCGGAAGAAAUCAACGGCGAGAUGAUAGCUUCUAUGCUAACGUCGAUGGCCCCGCGUCGUGUGGAGGCCUUCGUCCCGUUCAUCACCGACGCCAUAGUGCGCACCAGGGACAAGACGGCAUACAGCACAUCCGCUCUGUGCCGGGUCCUGAAUGCGUUCGUCAAGUUGAAGGUGUCUCAUUCGAAGAUUAUGGACUCCAUGCUGAAGGAGGUGAAGGAUCGUGUAAACGAGUUCCAGAUCCCUGUGCUUAUAAACACGCUGAAGGCGCUGGCGAAGCUCAAACGCUACAACUUGGUGUUGGUGAAAGACUCAAUAAAACGUUGUUCGCUCCACCUGGUGCACCUUACAACGCAUGACAUCACAAAUAUGCUGAGCGCCCUGAACGGUAUGCCGCUGUGCUUCCCCACCAAAUUGCGUGCAGAUUUUGGAUUCCGGAAUACGUCGUUCCUGCAGAAGUUGGCAAUGUGCAUAAAGCACCGCAUUGCAGACUUCGACAGAAACCAGCUCCAUAUGAUAUUUUCGAGGCUUGCUAUGUUACGCACGUCGGACGCGGACCUGUAUCGGCAGUUGUUCCCCCUGUUGCUAAAGCACCAGCAUGAUUUCAGCGAAGUUCAACUGGCUGAUAUCAGCGUUAGCUAUAUCUACGUCCUAGUGCAUUUCGAUUAUUUGCAAAGGGAGUUGCACCUGCAGAAAGCCGCGCGUCACGAAUCUGAAUAUCAACUACAGUCAAUGCAGCACCGGGAGAUAUCGCAAGGACCAGGCCACCAACCCGUUUCACUUCAAAAGGAUGAUAGUGAACCGGUAACAGACCCGUCAGAUUCUCGUUUAGCCGAGGAUUACUCCGACAAUAGUGUCGGUAUGAGGGCGAAUGGCGCCCAUCGCAAUGCCGGCGAGGAGCACCCAUCGGCGCUCAACCCUGCUGAUGGUGGACCACACGCCCCUUAUCGCAUGCCCGACCCGGCAACGAAUGUAUUACCGUACGGAUUCACGGAUGGUAUACUAGAUGCCAUGCUGUCACAUCUAGGGUCGAAGUUGGAUGUGGCCACGGUCUUCAAGGUGCAGACUGUGCACCUCUACCUCAAGCAUAUUAGACGUGACAUAUACGACAAGUUGUCUGCAAAGACGCUGGAAGUGCUGCGAAAGUGUUCCGCCGUCAGGUUCGCCUUGGCAGAGUACAUGCUAACGUCAUCGUCGGCCCAUAAAGAGGUGUCGCACCUUCUGAAUCUGAUGGGCGUUUUUCAUCGCAACGAGGUCCAAUUUGGGCCUUAUUUAAUAGACAUAGUCCCGGAGACAGGGCCGGCGCGGCGUGUGGCGAUUGAGUACGACGGCCCAGCGCAUUUCUACGCAGAAACGACCAUGCGCACGGCAAAAUCUAUACUGAAACACGAGAUUCUGAAUAGCGCCGGCUGGCAAGUGAUACACGUGCCACACCAGGAAUGGGCACAGCUGGGUGGGUUUCAGGUUGGCAAAGAUGCAUGCAACACAGUGUCUACCAAGCAAAAGAUGAUUUACCUGGAUCGCAUAAGAAGGCUUUACGAAGUUAGCCCAUUGCCAGCUGCACGGCCUCUGUUAACCACUGGGCCAGUUGUGACACAGGCACGGCAUUUCUCGUCAUGCGUAUCUCACUCAGCGUUGGAACAAAAGCGGCGAGAGCUGCUGAAGGUUAACGAGCAGAUACUGAAGCAGCAUCUCGAGAACCCUGAUGCCGGUUCCGAGAGCUUCGAAGAACCUCGUAAGCCCCCUCCACCAUCCGCAACGGAGCGCAUAGUGGACGAGAUAUGCAACAGGCUUAUGGAAGGCAGCGGUGAUAUCACAGAUUUAGACGACGGAGAUGCCGAAAAGCUGGCAUCGCCAGAAAAGACAAAGGGUAAAGAACGUAACAAAUAA
Messenger RNA from Babesia ovata, 3417 nucleotides. RefSeq names its product RAP, putative. The coding region runs from base 1 to 3417 and encodes 1138 amino acids. Gene Ontology annotation, cellular component: mitochondrial matrix; ribonucleoprotein granule. The transcript is spliced from 10 exons. Lineage: Eukaryota; Apicomplexa; Aconoidasida; Piroplasmida; Babesiidae. The record is from RefSeq and is a predicted model, not a curated record. Gene Ontology annotation, molecular function: RNA binding. Gene Ontology annotation, biological process: regulation of mitochondrial mRNA stability; mitochondrial RNA processing.